Melanotaenia boesemani (Boeseman's rainbowfish) is the source of this 1119-nucleotide messenger RNA. It is a transcript of the gene tomm20b, whose product is annotated as translocase of outer mitochondrial membrane 20b. Lineage: Eukaryota; Metazoa; Chordata; Actinopteri; Atheriniformes; Melanotaeniidae. Bases 126 to 566 code for a protein of 146 amino acids. Gene Ontology annotation, molecular function: transmembrane protein transporter activity. Gene Ontology annotation, biological process: tRNA import into mitochondrion; protein targeting; protein import into mitochondrial matrix. The transcript is spliced from 5 exons. Gene Ontology annotation, cellular component: mitochondrial outer membrane translocase complex; mitochondrial outer membrane. The record is from RefSeq and is a predicted model, not a curated record.
GUGGGGGCCUUACGGGUCCUUCCUGCUCUGAGCCUCUGCUAUCCGCCUGACAAACCGAUUGAAACAGACUUGAAAUAAUCCGAAAAUAAAUCAAAGCCCCGUAAAACCGACCGGGUCGUGGAGUAAUGAUGGGCGGAAGGACGAGUGCGAUAGCUGCGGGGGUGUGCGGGGCUCUGUUAGUUGGUUACUGCAUCUAUUUUGAUAGAAAAAGACGGAGUGACCCCAACUUCAAGAACAGGCUGCGGGAACGGAGAAGAAAGCAGAAGGUAGCCAAGGAGAGGGCAGGCCUGGCAAAGCUUCCGGACCUGAAGGAUGCAGAGGCGGUGCAGAAGUUCUUCCUGGAGGAGAUCCAGCUCGGGGAGGAGCUGCUGGCUCAGGGAGACUAUGAGAAAGGUGUGGACCACCUGACCAACGCCAUCGCUGUGUGUGGUCAACCUCAGCAGCUGCUGCAGGUGCUGCAACAGACGCUGCCUCCACCCGUCUUCCAGAUGCUGCUCACCAAGCUGCCCAGCAUCAGCCAGCGCAUCGUCAGUGCACAGAGUCUGAGUGAGGAUGAUAUAGAAUAAGGUCUGGAUGGAACGAAGCCCAUCUAACUCAUCCUCCUCCUCAUGUGGACCCUCCUUCCAUCAUGACCUUCCGACGCCUCAGCCCCCCCCCUGCUUGGGCUGAUGUCCAUCACCUCCUAUCAAGGCGUACUAAAGGGAUACAGUUUUUUAUCGCAAGGUUAUCCAUGUCUGUAUUUUUUUAAUUUUUUUUUUUUAUAUUACCCAUUUUGGGGUAUUGGUAUGAAUUAAAUUACAACCGAGUGUCCCUGUUUCUCCCUCAGUAGGUGAUAAUGAACCUGAUGGGGUUUAGUUGAAUAUGGGCUUCUUCUGUCAGAGGGGGGAGCAGCAUCAUGUUCCAGGUUUACAGCGUCUGACAUGUUGGAACCAGCCAUCACCACAUCAGUAGCAGCGGGUUGCAGAAACAGACGUCUGUCUGCUUGGAUACUUUCUGGCUAUUUAUUUUUCAGUUGUUGUUCUUUUCUGUCUAGACUCAAACACUUUUUAAAAAGUGACUAAAUGAUUAAGUUUAAAGAGAAGACCCUCUUUUGGAAAAAUAAAAAAAAGUGAAAAGUGA